Molecule: messenger RNA, 1071 nt
Organism: Chaetomium strumarium
Lineage: Eukaryota; Fungi; Ascomycota; Sordariomycetes; Sordariales; Chaetomiaceae
Exons: 2
Coding region: 1-1044 (347 amino acids)
Source: RefSeq, a predicted model, not a curated record
AUGGCUGCAGGCAUCUCCAUGAGCAAGACGGCCGAGUCAUCCAGGGAAAGCAGCGCCGAUUGGCUGGGCCUCAUGAAUGUGAUUCCCGCCAGGCUACGCAACUCACUCGUGCUCGGGACGGUCGCGUAUGACUUCUACAAUGAAGAUUCGUACGAAAUGACCAACCCUGGGGUCUAUGCAAUCGGCAUCGCGAUCAAAGGAAGAAAGGGCGAGUUCCUCACCGUCGCGGGAAUCGAGAAGGUGUCCCAGUGCAUGGUAGAUUACUGCCAGGUCUGGAAGACGUGGGAGGCACGUAGUGGCGACUGGUCACAGAUGACGGUGCCGGAGCGCCAAUACAUGGCCCACGCCGCAGCGGUAGACUCAGUUUACCGGGGUGUGAACAAAGAUAUGACGCCACGGUUCGUGGGCGGCCCUGCCAUUUAUGAAAAGACCAUGAUGUAUAUCUCGUGGCUGCAGAAAAGGGCCGAGCGGGGACAGGCAUUCGACGAAACCAAGGCGGUGUCGCAGCGCCAGUCCCCGAUAUACGUUGGAUGCACCGGCGAGUCCAUUGCCUCUGCAUCCGCCCACCAUGAUCCGAAGGGCGGAUUGUGUAAUUCGAGCCCGUUGCUUGCGCUGACACUGAGGUGCAUCAAGCACGAGUUUCCAAACUUGGAGCCAGAGGUCAUCGCAAAAUGCGUUGUGCCGGCCUGGCGUGCUGAACAUGUUCCGCUUGGUGAUCACCUUGUGACCAUCCUUGCAAGCUCGAUGUUCUACCAAGGUAGGCUGAACAUCGACCAGCCCGGCGAUGGCAUCGAGGCCGAGCUCGCCAAGCUCAAGGAAUUCGCUGAGAGGGACCUGUAUACGGAGUAUCGAGUGGCGUUCGAGAAGGAGGUUGAGAAAUUCCAGGCCCUUAAGAAGCAGUACGAUGAGGCCAAUGAGUGGCUAUAUGUAGUCCGAGACGCCCGACGAGCUCUCCAGGCCUACAAUGCAGAAGUCGCGGGUAGCAGGAACGUUGAGGUACUGCGCAGCCCGGAUAUCUCGUCCUUUGCUGAAGAAGAACAAUAGCUUGCGGAUUCCGUAAAAUUAGCCUAG